This is a messenger RNA of Suillus plorans, 1569 nucleotides long. RefSeq names its product ADP-ribosylation. NCBI's taxonomy places the organism in Eukaryota, Fungi, Basidiomycota, Agaricomycetes, Boletales, Suillaceae. The record is from RefSeq and is a predicted model, not a curated record. Bases 7 to 1242 code for a protein of 411 amino acids. The transcript is spliced from 7 exons. Gene Ontology annotation, molecular function: NAD+ poly-ADP-ribosyltransferase activity.
AGCAAGAUGAAUGCAACGAUCCCACCCAUGCAUGCUGCACUUUCUGUGCUCGGCACUAUGGCUGGCCAGUACAUCGCAUCGCAGGGACAAGCACCUCAAGCCAAACAGCCUGUGCCCGCUAAUGUGUCUACCCAGUUCACCGGAACUGCGACUCUUGCAAUGUGUGACAUUUGUCAAGUCCGUCCCAAGUACUUCGAUGGACAGAAGACGCACUCGUACUGCGGGAAGACCUGCGCGACUGCAGGACAAACCAAGCAUGUUCACAAAAGCAAACCUAAACGAAACAAGACCAGCAAAGCCACCCGCAGAUUAUGCGACCAUUGUCACAAGCAACCCAAGUACAAUGAUGGCACAACGACCCAUUCGUACUGCGGCAAAACCUGCGCACAAAAAGCGAAGGCUGCAGGGGCGUCGGCUGCACAACCUACACAACCAACCAAGUCCGUUCAAUCAUUCUUUCAUCGGGUGUUGACACUACUUACUACCGUUUCUCGAUCCAGUCCAACAACCAAUGGUUGUUUGUUGUGCGGAAGGGCUGUCAAGGGCAAGGGUCACUUCUGCAGUCAGGCGUGCACCUCGAGGGCUGAGAUGAAUGCCCCAGGACUCAUAGAAGUCCCACAAGGACACGAUACGUUCAAGAGCGUCGCUGACCAAUUUAAGGCAUCGUGGAGACAUCAGACUCCAUGCCCGACAGUUCGGAGGGUGCACAAAGUGAUCUCAUCGCCAGCCUCCAUUGCUAAAUACGAGGCAUAUCGUGCUGCUGUCGAGAGUCGCGGCAACUUUGUUGCAGCUGGGCGUUCGGCAGGGAACGAGAACCGUCGCUGGCACGGAACGACCAGGGAAUGCAAUCUAGGCGAUAAUGGCAACUGCGCGUUGUGCCCAUCUCAGACAUGUUCUCUGUGCUGCAUUCUCAAGACGUCUUACAACCUGAAUCUCUUUGGCAAGAAGACUGGCUGGGGCCGGUUUGGUCACGGCAUCUACACUUCGUCGACGUCAUCGAAAUCGAACGACUACUCCACGAAUGUUAAUCCAUCGGUGUUGAAGGCAAUAUUGCUAAACAAAGUGGUUGUUGGCAAAGGUCACAAGAUGACCCAAGACAACACAUCACUGACCGCACCUCCAACUGGUUAUGACUCCGUCCUCGCGGAGGUGGUGAGUGGAGGAUCAUUGAAUUAUGAUGAGCUUGUAUGUUACACGAAUGACGCCAUUCGCCCGUCCUAUAUGGUUAUGUACGAUGCAUGAGAGGAAUAGCACCUUCCGCCCCUCUGCAGACAAGUACAAUGUGUAAUUAUUUAUCUAUUUCUUUCACCCUCAUGCAUUCAAUAGAAACACGUAGACUUGCGCUGGAACAUAAUAGUGUUACGCACCAUGUGUCUUUGCAUGUCAUCACCAAUAGGCUGAUCACUCCACUUAUCCUGUGGUGCAUGGAGGCAACUUGACAUAUCGCUGACUACCAACAAGCAAGAGAAAAAAGUAUAUCGUUGUAUGAGCGGGGGUAAAGGAUGCAAGGAGAUGCGAGCGAGGGUGGCCGUCUAGUAUACUAAGACCUGAUGCAAAGCCGUACUAUAU